This is a messenger RNA of Penicillium nucicola, 1395 nucleotides long. Its product is annotated as putative acyl-CoA thioester hydrolase. NCBI's taxonomy places the organism in Eukaryota, Fungi, Ascomycota, Eurotiomycetes, Eurotiales, Aspergillaceae. Gene Ontology annotation, cellular component: mitochondrion. Gene Ontology annotation, molecular function: fatty acyl-CoA hydrolase activity. The record is from RefSeq and is a predicted model, not a curated record. Bases 1 to 1395 code for a protein of 464 amino acids. The transcript is spliced from 5 exons. Gene Ontology annotation, biological process: acyl-CoA metabolic process.
AUGUUCGGCCUUGCAAGUAGAAGGUCAGCGCUUGCUCGCUCAAAAUGCCUGGCUCCAUCAUUGCCGGCGCGAGCCAUGGUUGCAGCCCAGCCUCUCUGCGCCAACAUGCAGGAGUUUCAUUCCACCCCUGCGCAGUGUGAAUCCCGGCCAACUUGGAUGCCGAUGCGUGUUAAAACGCCUUGGAUCGAUGCUUUGACGCAAAGUCGGGAGGCAGCUAAGGCCGACUCAAAGGGGAAUGCGGCUAAGGCUAUUAAGCCAGACUUGACCCCGAAGAAGAUGUGUGAUAGUGCUUACACGGCUGUUUUGCCAUUGGCCCAAGACAAGUGGCUUCUGGAUUCCUAUCUCAACUCAUCGGGCCACAUUAGGCUCGGAUCUCUGUUGAUGGACCUUGAUGCCCUGGCUGGCAUUAUUGCCUAUCAACAUACUGGCGAUGGCGUGUCAACUGUCACAGCUGCCGUAGACCGAAUCACCAUUGAGCACCCUCUAAUGGAGAUCUGCGAUCUCGAGCUUAGUGGCCAAUGCACAUAUGCAACAGGUCGUUCCAGUAUGGAGAUUUCAUGUCAGGUCAGCAAGGUUCGUCCUGAUGGCCAGGCAGCUCAGCCAGAGGACGUUCUCAUCACUUGUGCAUUCACCAUGGUCUCCUUAGACCCGGCCACGAAGACCCCCGUACCCGUGGCUCCUCUUCUCGUCGAAACCGAAGAAGAAAAGCGUCUCUUCAAGAAAGGCGAAGCAAACUACCAAGCCAAGAAAGCUCUCCGCAAGCGCAGUCUCCUCGAGCGAGCCCCAGACGACGAAGAGAGUGAUCUAAUCCACUCAAUGUGGACAAAGGAAAUGUCAUACCUAAACCCCCAAACACCCCCAACCCGCCCAGAAAACCAAGUCUUCAUGAGCGACACAGUCCUCAAGUCCGCCAUGAUCAUGCAACCCCAAAACCGCAACCGGCACAACUUCAUGAUCUUCGGUGGUUUCCUCCUCAAACAAUCUUUCGAACUCGCCUUCUGCUGUGCAGCCUCAUUCUCCCAUGCCCGACCCAACUUCCUUGCUCUAGACCCAAGUACCUUUGAAAACCCAGUGCCAGUCGGCAGCGUGCUAUACCUGCGCGCUACGGUUGCGUAUACGGAGCCCGAAGAGCGUGAGGGUGAUAAAACCAAGUACACCAAGGUGCAGGUGCGCGUUGAUUCGAAGGUGAGGGAUGUCGAGCACGGCACUAAGAAGUCUACUGGCAUGUUCAAUUAUACUUUCCUUGUUGAGAAGGAUGUGCAUGUUAUGCCGAAGAGUUAUGGAGAGUUUAUGCUUUGGACCGAUGCGCGGAGGAGAGCUAGGAAUGCUGCUGCUAUUGAUCCUGCGCACAAGAUGAGUGCGCUGAGGAGCAUUCAGGAUAGUGUUACUGAGUAA